Molecule: messenger RNA, 417 nt
Organism: Gongylonema pulchrum
Lineage: Eukaryota; Metazoa; Nematoda; Chromadorea; Rhabditida; Gongylonematidae
Source: the annotation of a GenBank genome assembly
AUGGCAGCAAUUUUGGAAUCAAACAAAUGCAAUGCGCAAUGUAUCAAGGAAAUUUAUGAUUUGCGUUCACUUUUUCGACAACUUCAAGAAAAUGGAAUCAAAAUUGCCAUUUGCACAUCCGAUAGCCGAAAGGGAACAUUGACAGCACUGCAAAAAUUAUGUCUGGAGAAACACGUUGAUAUGGUAGUUUGUGGAGAUGACGCUGGCGCUAUGCCGAAGCCGCACCCACACAAUGCUCUUUCCAUUUGUCGGACACUUGACGUUGAUCCUCAGGAUACACUUGUAGUGGGUGAUACUUUGGCCGACAUGGGCAUGGGGCGUUCUGCCAAUCUUGGUGGUACUGUAGGUGUGCUGUCCGGAGUGUGCGGCAUUAACGAACUACGGCCACAAGCCGAUCACAUUGUAAGAAUUUCAUAA